GGCGGUCGCCAUGUUGGUGCGGGAGAGGGAGAGCGGGAGCGGGCGGAGGGGUCGAAGGCUGAGGCCGGGCGUGCGGCGGCCGCCCGGCGCCGGCCCUCGCUGCCUUUCUGCCUCCCUCUCGGCCCGGGCCGCCAGGUCGGGAGGGGCCUGGCUUCGGCAGGGUUGGCGGGUCUGGGGUAGUGCUGAGGGACCUCGGCUCUUCUGUGGAGGUCGGAGUGAAAUGCCGGUCAGACGGAAAACACUUUGCCGAUCGUUAAACGUCGGCACAACAGCUAGAAACCCGACACGGAGGGAUCCUGGCUGCAGUAUGAAGACCUUACUUGCUUUAGAGAUUGCAGACCUGGAGCUCCCCACCACUAUCUGGUGGUGCCAGUGGAACACAUGGGAAACUGCAAAACGCUGAAGAAAGAACACAUACCUUUAGUGAAGAGAAUGAUGGAAGUUGGAAAAGCUGUCCUCCAGAGAAAUAAUUUUAGUGACUUGAAUGAUGUAAGAAUGGGUUUUCACUGGCCUCCGUUCUGCUCAAUAUCCCACUUGCAUCUUCACGUCCUGGCCCCAGCCAGCCAGCUGGGAUUCUUAUCCAGACUCUUUUACAGAAUCAAUUCCUACUGGUUUAUCACGGAAAUAAAAUCUUUGCUCUCGCUUUACGGUGGACAGUUCAGCAGCGAGCAGGAAAUUCGUGUAAAUUCUCCAUUUUGGAUUCUCAGUAUUCCUUCAGAAGAGAUGGCAAGGGGACUGAUGAAACGGACAGUAUGUGCAAAGUCUAUAUUUGAACUGUGGGGUCAUGGAAGAUCUGCAGGGGAGCUGUAUGCGUCUUUGAAGAACUAUCCAGUGGACAAGAUGCUUCCAUAUCUGCAGUCAGACUCUACUUACAAAAUACAUAUUCAUACAUUUAAUAAAACACUGACCCAAGCACAGAAAAUAAAAAAGAUAGAUGCCCUUGAAUUUCUGCCAUUCAAAGGAAAAGUAAAUUUAAAGAAGCCAGAACACGUCUUUUGGAUUUUGGAAGAUUAUGGAAUGGACCCUAACAAUGUUCCAGAAGAGCCCUUCCACCUGUAUUUUGGUAGAUGGAUUGCAGAUGGCCAAAGAGAACUUAUUGAGUCCUACAGUGUAAAAAAGAGACACUUCAUUGGAAACACGAGCAUGGAUGCCUGCCUGUCUUUCAUUAUGGCAAACCAUGGGAGAGUAAAACCCAAUGAUGUUGUAUAUGAUCCAUUUGUGGGCACAGGUGGCCUUCUAAUCUCCUCAGCACACUUUGGCGCAUAUGUUUGUGGCACUGAUAUAGAUUACAACACAAUCCAUGGAUUAGGCAAAGCAACAAGAAAGAACCAGAAAUGGAGAGGGCCAGAUGAAAAUAUCAGAGCUAAUCUCCGACAGUAUGGUUUAGAGAAAUAUUACCUUGAUGCACUAGUUUCUGAUUCUUCAAGACCAAUAUGGCGAAAAGGGAUGCUGUUCGAUGCAAUCAUUACAGAUCCACCAUAUGGUAUCAGAGAAGCUACUCGCAGGACAGGUUCACAAAAGGAAACAGUUAAGACAGCUGAAAGAAGCACAGAAAAUCACAUCUUCGUUUCAUCCAGUUACCAUCUGAGUGACAUCUUUUUUGACCUCUUGAAGUUUGCGGCAGAGUAUCUGGUGAUGGGAGGAAGAUUAGUUUACUGGCUGCCGAUAUACAGGCCUGAAUAUACAGAAGAGAUCAUUCCCCGCCACCCGUGCCUGAAACUUAUUAGCAACUCUGAGCAGAUGCUUUCCAGCCACACGUCAAGGCGCCUAAUAACCAUGGAAAAGGUGAAAGAAUUCAAGGAUCAAGAUCGGAAUUCUUACUUGUUGGAUGGACAAUAUAUGCCAUACAGGGGACACAAUUCUUUCCGUGAGAAGUAUUUCAGUGGUGUGACAAAGAGGAUUGCCAAGGAAGAGAAAGACAAUCAGAAGUAAAAUAUAAUAUAAACAGAUUAAAAAAUGAGGAAAGAAUGAAGGAAGGUCGUGUUGCUUGGUAAGGACAUCUGGAUAUGAACAUUUAUUUGGAUACUUCAGAAAAAUAAACACUGCUUUUAAUUUUAAAACAAGAUGAAACCCACAACACAGGUUGAGAGCAGUUCUUUUUAAUUAGCUUUGUUUAUAGCAGAUUUUAUUGUACAAGUUUUUUGAGUCUUAUUUAAUUUAUAUUUGUACUUUCAAGUACUAAUGAUGAUUGACUAAAACCAUUAUUACUGUUCUUUCACCAUUAACGUUUACAAAAAAGUAGUAGUAUUUGGCUUCUUAAACUGUGAACAUCUGGCUGUUUUAGUGACACGUGGUGGUGAUCAAGGAUUGCUUAUUAAGAUGAUCAUUUUCAUUUGUUUCGUUUUUUUGUAAAUGGUAUACAGUAAACCAAAAGAUUGUUGUGAGUUUUUCUUAAUCGUUGCAUGCAAUAACUGCUCACGUGAAUUCCAGUUGCCCUCGCUGAGGCCAGAAGUGUUUAAAACAAACAAAACCCACAAAGAAACAAAUGCGUGCGCAUGUGCACACACCUGCCCCCCCAAAAAAAAGCCUCUGUGACCUGACAAACUCUGGAGAGGCUGUUUAAACCCUGUGAAGCCUGUCCACAUCUGAAGCUCAUCUGUACCUUGGAUUUGCUUUUGCAUUCCUAAACCUUGACUCUUGGUCAAGCCAACUGUCUGCAAUUCUUUGGUUCAGAAAUUGAUAGUUAAAGCAGUAACAACAACAGCAUAAAAUCAGUAAUGCUUCCCUAAUGGUAUUAAGCCUAAUCAAAGCUUUGAAAUUGAAACUCUAUUUGUUAAAGGGCAAACUUUGCUGAAUCUACACCAUGUCCAUCAUGAAAAUACCUCAUUUGAAAACCACUAAGCCCAUUAAUUCAGGAUGUUAAUGGCUCCUCUUAUUUUGGUGGUCAGGUAUGGUCAAAUGUUCUUCAGCAGGGUGUUGGUGAAUGUAUCUACACACUCCAGCCAGAGGAAACCUUGCUUCUCAACUUGCUGCAAGUCACUGACUAUGGUCGUGUUACAAUCUUGGUACAUUAUAAUCUUUAAGUGCCUCUCAAGCACGAGUCAUUUUGUGUAUCUGAUCAAGUUCAUUAACUCAA
Molecule: messenger RNA, 3076 nt
Organism: Strigops habroptila (Kakapo)
Lineage: Eukaryota; Metazoa; Chordata; Aves; Psittaciformes; Psittacidae
Product: tRNA (guanine(10)-N2)-methyltransferase homolog
Exons: 16
Coding region: 382-1932 (516 amino acids)
Biological process (GO): methylation
Cellular component (GO): cytoplasm
Molecular function (GO): nucleic acid binding
Source: RefSeq, a predicted model, not a curated record